AUGUUGAUGUUCAAAGGUGCUGCGGAGGUGAGGCUGGCGGAUGGUGGCAGGCGCUGUGCUGGAAGAGUGGAGGUGAAACAAGAGGGCCAGUGGGGCACCGUGUGUGAUGACUACUGGAGUAUGAAUGAUGCGGCAGUGGUUUGUAAGCAGCUGGACUGUGGGUCUGCUGUUGGAGCUCCUCAGUACGCACACUUUGGGCAAGGAUCUGGCCCCAUUUGGAUGGAUGAUGUUGGCUGUAAUGGCACCGAGUCUGCCCUGUCUGACUGCAAACACGCAGGAUGGGGUAAAAAUAACUGUGAUCAUGGUGAGGAUGCUGGAGUGACGUUGUUUGAAGGUGCUGUGGAGGUGAGGCUGGUGGAUGGUGGCAGGCGCUGUUCUGGAAGAGUGGAGGUGAAACAACAGGGCCAGUGGGCCGUGUGUGGUCACUACUGGGACAUGGACGAUGCGGCAGUGGUUUGUAAGCAGCUGGACUGGGUUGCUGUUGGAGCUCCUCAGUACACACAAUUUGGGCAAGGAUCUGGCCCCAUUUGGAUGGAUGACGUUGGCUGUAAUGGCACCGAGUCUGCCCUGUCUGACUGUGAACACGCAGGAUGGGGUGAACAUAACUGUGAUCACACUCUCGACGCUGGAGUGACAUGUUCAGAGUACACAGGGUUCAGGCUGGUGAACGGCAGCACAGCGUGUGCGGGGAAGGUGGAGGUCCAGGUGCUGGGGACCUGGGGGACCCUCUGUGCCUCCCGCUGGGAUCUCUCGGAUGCCCACGUUCUCUGUCAUCAACUCAACUGUGGGUUUGCUGAGGCCAUUCCUGGAGGAGAGCAUUUUGGGAGAGAGACUGGCCCUGUCUGGAGAGACUCCUUCCACUGUGACGGGACUGAAGCCCACCUGGCACAGUGCCCAGUGAUCACCCUGGGGGCCUCACCAUGCUCUGACGGGAACACUGCUGCUGUCAUUUGCUCAGGCUCAGCCGGCUUUGCAUCCCUGCGGCUGGUGGGCGGAGGGAGCCGGUGCGAUGGACGAGUGGAGAUCUUCCAGCAUGGGAUGUGGGGCAGAGUCUUGGAUGAUGAGUGGGACAUGCAGGAGGCCAGUGUGGUGUGCCGGCAGCUGCAGUGCGGAGAGGCAGGGACAGCCUACAACCCCCCAAAGCCUGAGCGAGGGACGGGCCCCGUGGGGCUGCGAGGGGUCCGGUGCGCAGGGCACGAGGCCAACCUGGCCCUCUGCAACACCUCCCUGCCUGAGAGUGCACUGGCAGCAGGGGUUGCGGAAGAUGUGGAGUCAUUUGCUGGGCAACUGGGCUUUCUACCCACUACAGGGAGCCGGCGGGUCCGGCUGGUGAACGGGACUGGGCACUGUGCUGGGAGAGUGGAGCUGUACUACCAGGGCACCUGGGGGACUGUGUGUGACGAUGGCUGGGACCUGUCUGAUGCCGCCGUCGUUUGCCACCAGCUGGGCUGUGGAGGGGCGGUGCAGGCGGCUGGCUCUGCUCGGUUUGGGGAAGGCUCCGGCCAGAUCUGGCUGGAUGGCGUGAACUGCUCUGGGGCCGAAGCUGCUCUCUGGGACUGCCCUGCUGGGCCCUGGGGGCAGCAUGACUGCAGGCACAAAGAGGACGCGGGAGUCAUCUGCUCAGAGUUUGUGGCCCUGAGGCUGGAGAACAACGACGGCUGCUCCGGGCGCCUGCAGGUUUUCUACAACGGGACAUGGGGCAUUUGCUCCAACUCGAUGACUCUUGACACGGUGUCGCUGGCAUGCAAGGAGCUGGGCUGCGGGGAUGGAGGAUCCCUGGAAACACGCCUGCCCUAUGGCAGGGUGUCUGGCCCUGCCUGGCUGGAUAACGUGCAGUGUGGGGAGAAAACCAGCUCCUUCUGGCAGUGUCCCUCCACUCCCUGGAACCCGCAGUCAUGUGAAGACCUGCGAGAUGAGAUCCACAUCACCUGCAAUGGUAACCUGGGCACCACUGUCACCCCAGCUGCUGCUCCCUGCACCUCCAGGGAGAAGAUUCGUGCAGUGGGAGGCGAGGACAGGUGCUCGGGCAGAGUGGAGGUCUGGCACCGUGGCUCUUGGGCGGUGUGCGACGAUUCCUACAUGCGGGAUGCUGAGGUGGCAUGCAGGCAGCUGGGCUGUGGCCCCGUGGUGUCUGCCCUGCACGAGGCUGCGUUUGGGAUGGGGAUGGGCCCUAUCUGGCUGGAGCAGGUGGAGUGCCGGGGGACAGAGCUGUCUCUGCAGGACUGCUGGGCCCGUCCUGGGGACAGCGGUGCUUGCCGGCAUAAGGAAGAUGCUGCCGUGCGCUGCUCAGGCUCCAGGAGAGCUCAGGAGCUCUUCCCCGAGGCCGUGUACGAGGAGAUCGGUUACAGCCCAGCAUGGGAGAAGCAGGCGAGGUUUGGUCGCUCAGAUGUUCUUGUCCUGGCCGCAGGGGCCAGCCUGCGCUUCCCGGACAAGUGUCGGGGUCCCAGAGCUGAAGGAGACACCUUGUCCCUAUCCCUGCGAAGCAUGGGCUAUGAUGAUGCUGAAGAGAUUUCUUCUUAUUAA
Molecule: messenger RNA, 2523 nt
Organism: Gymnogyps californianus (California condor)
Lineage: Eukaryota; Metazoa; Chordata; Aves; Accipitriformes; Cathartidae
Product: scavenger receptor cysteine-rich type 1 protein M130-like
Cellular component (GO): membrane
Source: RefSeq, a predicted model, not a curated record